AUGACAAAUAAAGCCUCCUUGCGGCCGCUGCGGCCGAGGGAGAAAGGUUCAUCCUCCCAAUCACAGAUACCACGUCCUUCGGUUGAAAAGCGACAGAAUGUCUCUCUUGCUUGCACAGAGUGUCGCCAAAAACGAACCAAGUGUUCUGGUACAACUCCGUGUGCGAACUGUACCGCGAAAGGUUGUCAAUGCAUCUAUGGCAGUGAUCGCAGGCGCAAAUCUCAUAGCAUCGAAUCGUCUAUAUUGCAUCAAGCACUGCUCUACACUGUGGUUAAACUUCGCUCUAGAAACCCAGAUAACGUGAAAUCAUUCAUUUUACAGAUCCGGGGCUUGCAAAGCGACCGAGAUGGAGAGAUUUUUCUCCUUCGUGAGAGCAGGCUGCGAUAUCAGGCUGCCUAA
This is a messenger RNA of Penicillium nucicola, 399 nucleotides long. RefSeq names its product Zn(II)2Cys6 transcription factor domain-containing protein. Bases 1 to 399 code for a protein of 132 amino acids. The transcript is spliced from 2 exons. NCBI's taxonomy places the organism in Eukaryota, Fungi, Ascomycota, Eurotiomycetes, Eurotiales, Aspergillaceae. Gene Ontology annotation, biological process: regulation of DNA-templated transcription. The record is from RefSeq and is a predicted model, not a curated record. Gene Ontology annotation, molecular function: DNA-binding transcription factor activity, RNA polymerase II-specific; zinc ion binding.